Plodia interpunctella (Indianmeal moth) is the source of this 2189-nucleotide messenger RNA. RefSeq names its product monocarboxylate transporter 12-B-like. Bases 281 to 1855 code for a protein of 524 amino acids. Gene Ontology annotation, cellular component: membrane. Gene Ontology annotation, biological process: transmembrane transport. NCBI's taxonomy places the organism in Eukaryota, Metazoa, Arthropoda, Insecta, Lepidoptera, Pyralidae. Gene Ontology annotation, molecular function: monocarboxylic acid transmembrane transporter activity. The transcript has 8 exons. The record is from RefSeq and is a predicted model, not a curated record.
AUUGAUGGCUGAGAAGCCAAUGCAAACAGACGUAUUUGUUUAGAUGACCAAAACAGAACAUCAGUGACAUACGAAAGUGUAACGGAAUAUCUUUUUUUAAUAGUGACAAUAAAAAAGAAUUAAGUAAGUUAUAUUAUUUUUUUAUGUGACAAGCAUGCCAGUAUUAUUUAUUUUUUAAACGUGACUUUUUUUUAUAGUCAGAUAAAACAAAAUACAAACACAUGGUACAAAUAUCCACAAUAUCCAAAUCCACAUGUCCAAAAUAUAAAUAUUAUGCAAAAUGGAUUCACGAAAAAUGUCUACAGAGAAAAGUGCAAUGGCGACUGAAAAAUACCAUAAAGUUACUAAAUUAGUACCCCCCGACGGAGGGUGGGGGUGGAUGGUUCUAAUAGGGGUAGCACUUUCCAACAUAUUUAAUCAGUCCAUGUUGUCGCUCUUUAGUUUAUUGUAUGGAGAUGCAUUAGAAGCUAUGGGUCAUAAAACCCAGGGUGCAGCUGUAGUUCUGAGCACCAUGUUAUUCGUCACCAAUUUUGGCGGACCAAUAGCGGGCGCCGUAGUUAAGCUGACGUCACCUAGAACCGUGGCUCUGAUUGGUGCAGUCUCGUGUACCACAGGAAUAUUUUUAAGUGGAUUCUCAACAAAUAUAGUGCAUUUGAUAUUAACUUACGGUGUUUUAUUAGGAUUAGGUCUAGGUUUUAUACAGAACUCAUCAUUCGUGGCCAUAAAUGCUUACUUCAAAUUGAAGAAGAGUAGGGCAGUGGGCCUUGCGAAUGUGGGCACAGGUGUGGGCCAGACUUUGAUGCCCCACUUAGUGAGAUACCUCUUGGAACAUUACGGUUUUCAAGGAGCUUGUCUGAUCCUGUCCGGCUUGAGCCUUCAUGGGAUUGGCGGCGUCUUAUUAAUUCAGCCUGUAGAAUGGCACAUGAAAACAGUAGAGGAAGAAGUUAUUGUAGACGAAAAGUUACAUUUAUUAGAAGAUGAACACAAAAAUAUAGUUAUAAGAAGAGAUUCGAAGAUGCUCGCAGAACUGAAUAAUGGCAGGCGAGCCACUGAGCCAACUCUGAACGGAAAUGACAAAGAAAAUCCGAGCGCAGUGGAUAAGAAAAGUAUGCAAUGGCAAAGCCAUAAAGAAUUGAAUGGUGAAAAACUUACAUUGUCCAAAGCAAAUGGUGUUGAUACAAAAGAAAAGAAGCCAAAAUCCGGUUUACUGCACAAAAUCUUUGUUUUGUUCGACAUAUCCCUUCUCUCGAGCCCGCGCUUUUUGAACAUCCUGCUUGGAACUGCUCUGGCUGUCACGUCCAUACAGAACUUCAGUAUGCUGUUCCCUCUCUUCUUGCAGAAAUCAGUAAUGUUGAACAAAGAGCAGACCGCGAUCUGCAUGUCGGCUGUGGCGGCGGCCGAUAUCUCUGGCCGUCUCAUUCUGCCCGUCUUCCAGGACAAGUUCCAGAUAAGGGCACGCUGGAUGCUCAUCAUGACCAGCGUCUGGCUCAUUGUGGCUAGACAAAUUCUGGCGUAUCAAUCGGAGCUGACGAUCUUGAUCCUAAUGUCCUGCAUUUACGGUUUCGGCAGAAGCAUGAUCGUCGUAGCCAGAAACAUUGCGAUAUCUGAAAACUGUCGUAUGGACCAGGUUCCAGCGGCCGUCGGUCUCGGAAUGUUGACUAUGGGCAUCAUCGUCCCACCGGCUGGCUACUUUUUAGGAUGGAUUAGAGAUUUCACAGAGAGUUACGUCAUAUGCAUCACUGCCCAAAACAUGCUCUUAGUCGUUCUAUUAGUCAUGUGGAUACCAGAUAUGCUAAUUUUGUAUAUGCAAGACAAGAGAAAAAAGAAGGCACUUGAAGAAAUUCAAAUGUCUUAAUUAUACGGUGAUACGUUAUUGGUCUGACAAUUUAAGGAUUAAGGCGAAUGGGGAAGAAAACUUAUGGCUGAGAAAGAAACUAGCAGUGUGCAGUUACAGUGCUACGGAAUUAUAAUUAUAACAGUAAUGUGGUGUAACAUAAUGAAUUUGAAAGGCUGUGAGUGCAAAAAGAUGUGCACGAAUAAAGUGAUACCAGUAUGCAGUUAUCUUAAUAAUAAGUACUUAGUGAAAAUGUACUCUUGUGAACAAAGACUAUACUUGAGUAAAUCCAAUUAAGUUUAAGCAGUGGUCAAUAGCUUGAUCUAGUCUAAUAAAUUAUAUUUUUGUCUGUUAA